UUAAAUAUGUUUUUUUUAUAUGUUUAAAGAAGCUUCUGUCAAACACCAUAAAAUAAGAUGGGAGGACGACUCUGUACCUUUUAAUGGUGUUCCAUUCGUGAUUGUAGGAAGUAAAGUCUUUGACUGUAUGCAUGGAAGAGAUAGAAAAGUAUCUUUUAAAGAAGAAUAUAAAAUGCGUUGCAAUGAUAGAAAGGUAUCUGAUCACAGUUACUUUAAAAGCUAUGAAAUGAUCCAGGACACAAAGAAAUUUAAUUGUAGUUCACAAAUAAAGAUCAAAGAAGUUUUAAAAUUUCCAGAUUUUAAGAUUAUAGAAGAUAGUAAAUGGAAAAGAGUAACCUCCUCCAAAAAAAUUCGAGAAGCAAUUUCAAAAAAUGAAGCAGUGGGACAAAAAAUAUUUUUAAUUUUUCUUCCAUCAAUGAGUUCUCACACUGGACACUUUACUGGAAAUGCUGCUGGUAUAUCCCAGCCAAUUGAUGCAAGAUUAAAAGAAGAAAUCUUUACAUCGUCUGAAUUUAUAACUAGUGUUGAUGAAAUGCGUAGGAGAUUAGAAAUCAUUGUGACAAGAGAAAUUUUUAAAAAAAGUAUAUGUCCAUCUAAAUCAAAUAAAAGGUUCUUCCCAUCCAAAAAAACUAUUCGUUCUUACAUGUUGGAAGCGAUAAGAAAGAAAAGGUAUUCAAAUAUUGACCAAGAAUGUCUUAUAAAAAAAGUAGAACAAUGGAAAGUUGAAAAUCCUCACAGAAGAAUUUACCUUCGACCUAAAGGGAUAAGUGAAAAUUAUGCAGUCAAAGUUGAAUGCUCAGCUGUCGAAAGCACCGAAGAUGAGGAUGAGAUUGUUGUAGAAGCAUUAAGCAAUAGUUUUUUAUUUGUUUAUCAAACUGAAGAAAUGCAGAGGUUGUUAAAAAUAUAUGGCAAUGAAAUUACCCUUUUGGAUGCCACUUACAAAACAACAAAAUAUUCUUUACCACUCUUUUUUCUUGUUGUAAAAACAAAUGUCGAUUAUCAGAUAGUAGGUACCUUUAUUUGUGAAGGAGAGUCAACGAAAAAUAUUCAAAGUGGUCUUGCUAAAAUAAAAGAAUGGAAUCCUAAUUGGAAUCCUUUAUAUUUUAUGGUUGAUUGUUGUGCUGAAGAAAUUAAUGCUAUUGAGUCUUUACAUCAAGAGUGCCAAGUUCUCAUAUGUGACUUUCAUCGGGAACAAGCGUGGGAACGUUGGUUUAAUAAAGUAAAUAAUGGUGCCAGUAACAUUAAAGUAGAAAUGCUAGCCAAGUUAAGGAAAGUUGCCAGAGCUCAAUCAAAUGUUGAUUUAGCAAAAGCUCUGGAAAACUUAAAAAAAUGUGAACAUUAUUUAAAUCCAAACCACAAAAAUAUGUUUAAUUGGCUUGAAAAGCAAUGGUUACCACAUAUUGAGAGGUGGGCAUACUUAUAUCGUAAAGACAGAUUAAUGAUCAGUAUCAAUACUAACAAUGGAGUUGAACGUCAAAAUGAAACCUUCAAACAUUCAUAUCUGAAAAAGCAUAGUAACUCUUGUUUAUCAACCAUGCUUACUAUUCUUAUUGAAAACUACUUUCCAGAUUUAUAUAAUAGGUAUUGUGAAAUUAAUACAAGACAAAGUGGAAAUUUCCGCCGAUAUAGUUCAUACUUACCCACAUUUUUGCAUCAUAGACCAAGACACUUUGUUAAACAUUGCUUGCAAAAGAUGUCUCUAGCUUCGCAUAUUGAUCUGUCUGGAGUUUUUGUAAAAGAGACAGGAAAAUUUGCAUGUUCAUCUUUUGCAAACUCUGCUGAGUUCCAUCAUAUUAGCUUUGGCGAUUCAGUCACUAUGCCGAAUUGCACUUGCCAAGAUUGGAAAAGAACUGGGUAUCUUUGCAAGCAUUUCUUUGCAGUUUUUAAUAAAUUUCCCUCAUGGUCUUGGUACAAUUUAUCCCAAUUAUACAUUUACUCACCAUUUUUGAACUUGGAUAAAGAAAUUUCUUUUGAAAGAAAACCUUUAUUACCACAAAAUGAACUGUUACUUACAAACAACAAAGUAGAAGACAGAGAAGCAGAUUGUAGCAUAAAAACAUUCGAUUUACUUCCCAAACAAAAUAAGUGGCUAAACACUAAGGCAUCCUUGUUUCGAGAACUAGCAAAACAGUUAAUUAAUGAAUCAUACCUUGUUGAAAAUGAAGAGAAAUUAGAUUAUGGAAUAGAUAUUCUAAAAAAAGUUAAAAAAUCAUUUGAUGAAUGCAUUCCAAAUGAACAAGGUAUUCAUUUACAGCCUGUUAAAAAUAAUAAACGUCAGUUGCAAGUAUUAAGCAUUCCCUUAAGAAAAAAAGUUGCAUUAUAUUCAGGGCGGCAUGGAAUUGGUGCAGAAAAGUUGAGAGCCUCAAGCAGUUUAAAAAUUGAAGUAAAUAAAAAUCAUGGAGUCCUAGUUAAAUCUGAAGAAAUAGAUGCAAGUGAAAAUAUAAUUCUUCAACCAGAUAAUACAGAAGAAAGUAUUGAAUGGAUUAUGUUAGACAACAACCUGCCUGUGAUACCACAAACUGAAAUUGAUACUAUUGAAAACAAUGAUAUGCUGACAGAUAUAAGUAUCAAUGCUGCCCAAAAAAUUCUUUUGAAUCAGUUUCAUAUGCAAUCUGGGUUUCAAGAUACAAUUUUAGGUAAAAAAUAUAUGUUUCGUGAGGAAAAGAAUAAUUUUGUUCAAGUAUUAUAUACUGGGCAAUAUCAUUGGAUUACCAUUUCUAAUGUGAAUUGUCCAGCAGACACAAUUUUCUACUAUGACAGUCUUUUCCAUGGCCAAGUAAAGGAUCAUGUUAAGCAGCAAAUAUGCAAUAUAUACAAAACAAAAGGGAAAAUAUUAACUAUCCAUGUACGCAAAUGUCAACAACAAACUAAUGGUGUGGAUUGUGGAAUUUUUGCAAUUGCUAAUGCAUUAAACAUACUUCACAAAUUUGAUAUUGGAGCUUUAUCUCUAGACAAAGACAAAGUUAGAAAACAUUUUAUUGAAUGCAUUAAAAAAAGACAUUUUUCUGCCUUUCCAGUUUGCCAAUCAAAAUCACGUUUCAAUGAAGAAAAAAUAAUCACUUUAGAAAUUUCUUGCUCAUGCCGUUCAAAUUGGGUAUGGUAUCAUGCAAAAAAUACUAAUCUUCAUAUGGUACAAUGUGAUAUGUGCAGCGAAUGGUACCAUAAAAAAUGUGAAAAUAUAUCUGAUGAGAUAUUCAAUAAAAUUAAUGCUGAAAAGUCAUGGAUUUGUUUAGCUUGUAAAAAAAAAGAAUUAUUUUCACCAACAAAAAUGAUAAAUUAGUUAUAAAUCAAACAUUAGUCAAAAUGCUAAGCAGUUUUCAUUUUAUAUUAUCUCAAAAAAAAAUUUUUAAUGGAGAAACAGCCCUUAUCAAAAAUGCGAAAUUUGAUAAAUCUGUACUAAUUUAGUCAGCUUUAUCUGGUGAAUGCAUAACAGCUUACAAUUAUUAGUUAUUAGAGGAACUAUAAAAAUAAAUGUAAGGAAAAACCAAGUAUAUAAAAUAAUGUCAAGCUCAUUGGUAAGUUACUAUAUGUAUGUUUGUGUUCUGUUUAAACUUCUGGCGCUGUUGGCUCACCCAAAAAUUACUGUAUGUUUAUUUGUGUUCAUUUUAAACCACUUGCACAAUGUUGACUCACUCGUAAGUUACUCUUUGUUUGUUUGUGUUCUGUUUAAACCUCUAACGCAAUGUUGACUCACCCUUAAGUUACUGUAUUUUGUUUGUGUUCUGUUUAAACCUUUGGCACAAUAUUGACUCACUAAUAAGUUACUAUAUGUUUGUUUAUAUUCUAUUUAAACCUCAAGUGCAAUAUAGACUCACCCAUAAGUUACUGCAUGUAUUUUUGUGUUCUGUUUAAACCUCUAGCGCAAUGUUGACUCACCUGUAAGUUAUUCUAUGUAUGUUUGUGUUUAGUUUAAACCUCAGGUGCAAUAUUGACUCACUUAUAUGGCAGAUUAUAAGCAUACUAAUUGUAUGUUUAUAAUCUGUUUAAACCUCAACCACAAUAUUCACUCACAUUUAAAUUACGGUAUGUAUGUUCGUGUUCUGUUUAAACCUCUGGCACAAUAUUGACUAACACGUAAAUUACUAUAUUUAUGUUUGUGUUUAGUUUAAACCUCAAGCGCAAUUUCGACUCACAUGUAAGUUACUGUAUGUAUGUAUGUUUGUGUUCUGUUUAAACCUCUGGCGCGGUGUUGACUUAUCUGUAAGUUACUAU
Molecule: messenger RNA, 4212 nt
Organism: Hydra vulgaris (swiftwater hydra)
Lineage: Eukaryota; Metazoa; Cnidaria; Hydrozoa; Anthoathecata; Hydridae
Molecular function (GO): zinc ion binding; DNA-binding transcription factor activity
Source: RefSeq, a predicted model, not a curated record